AUGGCAGCCUGUCUGUGCUGGGGCUGGCUGCUCUCGCUGAUCCCGGCCAUCCUGCUCAGCCUCCGCAGCCCACCCUCAGCGCCCGAGCCAGUGACAUCCCAAGACGCUGCACUGCUGGCAGAGGUGUCCGAGGACAUCCUCUGUUUCUCCCGCUCCUUCGAGGACCUCACCUGCUUCUGGGACGAGGAGGAGGAGGCAACGAGUGGGAUGUGCCACUUCUACUACUGGGAGAUGCCCACGGCGUGCGUGGUCUCCGCGUGGCGCCGAGGGGCUGGUGGGAAGCGGCAUGUCUGCGUCUUCCCCAGCCAGGACGUGCGGCUCUUCACCCAGCUCCACCUCCGCGUCCUGGAUGCCGCCACAAACCACACAAAGUACUGGCGGGAGCUCAGCGUGGACGCGGUGGGUCUCAUCGCCCCUCCAGUGAACAUCUCGGCGCGCUGGGCUGGGGCUGCGGGGCAGCUCUGCGUGUCGUGGCAGCCGCCGCUCGCCGACUACCCGAACUUCUUCCUCUACGAGGUGCAGUGCUGCCCUGCCAGCUCCCCGGGGAUGCCCUGCAGCACCACGUGGAACCCCACUGGGGAGCACCCUGGGGAGCCCUCCACCCAGUCAUCCGUCAGCACCCAAACACCCAGGGCAGGGCCAGCCACAGCCUCCCCGGGAGCGGGGCAGGGGCUGGUCCAGGCCAACACCUGGGUGGUGCUCCGGGACCUGCGGCCAGGGGCGAGGUACCACAUCCAGGUGCGCAGCAAGCCCGACGGCACCUCCAUGGAUGGCGUCUGGGGGCCCUGGUCGCAGGCAGUGGCUGCGGAGACGCCCCGCUCCUCCGGAGACAUCGGGCUGCGCUGCAGCACCCCUGACCUGCAGAACGUGCGCUGCGAGUGGACCUGGGACCCCGCAGAGCCCCGCAGCUCCCACCAGCUCUUCUACCGGCCACCUCCAAGCGGGGCGGGCACACGGGAAGCUGCAUGGCAGCAGUGCGAGGAGCUGAGCGUGGGGACACAGGGCACCCACACCUGCACCUUCCAGCCCAGGGCUGACAGCGCCAUCUCUGUCCUGGUGAACAUCACCCGGACCCAGAUGCCGCCCACGCUCAGCUUCUUCAAGGAGCCCUUCUGGCUGCACCAGGCCGUGCUCACAGACGCCCCGCAGCUCGUGCAGGCCACAGUGUCGCAGGGCCGCCUGAGCCUGCAGUGGCUCCCGCCCCUGGAGGUGCUGGCAGAGCAGCUGGACUACCAGGUCCGCUAUGCCGUGGAGAACAGCCAGGACUGGAAGGUCCUGCAGGUCCCACGGGCAGCCAGGAAAGAAGUCCUGGACCUCCGGCCGGGCACCCGCUACCAGGCCCAGGUGCGGGCCCAGCCCAGGGGGCCGUGGUACCAGGGCAGCUGGAGCGCCUGGUCCGAGCCUGUUGUGGUUGAUGCCAUGGCCGAUGCAGGUGAGGGACAGGGCAGUGUUUGGGGCCACAGCCAGAGGAGCCACGUGGGGCAGGAGAUGGACAGGCUACAGCCCCGGCGCUCCUCCCCCGAUGCAGGCUGGAUCAUCCCCAGCGUUACGGUGGUGCCGCUGCUCUUCACUGCAGUGCUCCUGGGGCUGCGGUGCACCUUCCCCUCCCUCUACAGCAACGUGAAGCAGAAACUCUGGCCGCCCGUCCCUGACCUGCACCGUGCCCUGGGCAGCUUCCUCCAGGAGAGCGGCAAGCACGGCCAGGCCAGCGCCUUCGACAAGCAGCCGCCGGAGGAGGCCGUGCUGCCCUGCCUGCUGGAGGUGCUGCCCGGCCCGCGGGGCGAGGCGGGCCCGCCGCCGGAGCACGCUGGAGGCCACCUGCCGAGCACCGACAUCGCCAACCAGUCCUACCUGCUCAUGAGCGGCUGGGAGCCGCGGGGGGCCGCGGCCACCCCCGCUCCCACCCCCGCCCCGCCAUAA
Myiozetetes cayanensis is the source of this 1920-nucleotide messenger RNA. RefSeq names its product MPL proto-oncogene, thrombopoietin receptor (gene MPL). Gene Ontology annotation, cellular component: external side of plasma membrane. Gene Ontology annotation, molecular function: protein binding; cytokine receptor activity. The coding region runs from base 1 to 1920 and encodes 639 amino acids. NCBI's taxonomy places the organism in Eukaryota, Metazoa, Chordata, Aves, Passeriformes, Tyrannidae. The record is from RefSeq and is a predicted model, not a curated record. The transcript has 12 exons. Gene Ontology annotation, biological process: positive regulation of cell population proliferation; cytokine-mediated signaling pathway; hemopoiesis.